Molecule: messenger RNA, 912 nt
Organism: Sabethes cyaneus
Lineage: Eukaryota; Metazoa; Arthropoda; Insecta; Diptera; Culicidae
Product: SPEG neighbor protein-like
Exons: 7
Coding region: 1-912 (303 amino acids)
Biological process (GO): synapse organization
Cellular component (GO): neuron projection membrane
Source: RefSeq, a predicted model, not a curated record
AUGAAGCACAUAGUGGUUAUGAUGAUUUUUCUAAACAUCAACUACGGCAUUACCUCCACCUCGCAGACAGUCGACAUCGACGAGCCACACACGUACACACCACCGAAGCACUACUUCCAGACGUCGUCCUUCGACGAGGCCGACCUGGACGAUGACGUCGUGAAAAACCCACUGGACCGGGGGCCCUACUUUGACAUCUCGGCGUCGAGAAAUGUGACGGCGCUGGUCGGCAACACGGCCUAUCUCAACUGCCGGGUGCGGAAUCUUGGCAACCGAACGGUAUCGUGGAUCCGGCACCGGGACCUGCACCUGCUCACAGUCGGCAAGGCCACCUACACUUCCGACCAGAGGUACCAGAGUGUACAUAAUCCCGCCCUGGACGAUUGGUCCCUGAAGGUGCUCUACCCGCAGCCACGGGAUUCGGGAGUGUACGAGUGUCAGAUAUCUACAACGCCCCCGGUGGGAUACUCCAUGACACUGUCCGUUGUCGAACCCAUCACAACGAUAGUCGGCGGUCCGGACCUGUACAUCGACACCGGUUCCACAGUGAAUCUGACGUGCAUCGUACGCCACCUGCCGGAGCCACCACCGGUCAUAUUGUGGACUCAUAACGGAGAGGAAAUCAACUACGACUCGGCACGUGGUGGAGUGUCGGUCAUAACGGAGAAGGGUGACAUCACGACCUCGUAUCUGCUGAUACAGCGAGCAAGGACCUCCGACUCGGGCAAAUAUACGUGCACACCCUCGACUGCCAAUCCGAUCACGGUGAACGUCCACGUGCUCAACGGCGAACAUCCGGCCGCCAUCCAGGCUGCCCAUCUGCAGCGGAGUAAUUUGGUCCUGUCCGGUUGCUGCUGUCUGAUACUGCUGCUGCUAUCCUUGCUGAACGACCGUUGGUCGGCUGUCAGAUAA